AUGAUUGAAUUAUAUCAACGUGGUUAUGGAAAAGAUGCAGCUGGUAUUGCUGCUGAAGCAAUUAAUUAUGCCAAAGAUAAAAAAUAUGAUGUUGUUUUAAUUGAUACAGCUGGUCGAAUGCAAAAUGAUGAACCAUUAAUGGUUGCAUUAGCUAAAUUAAUUCAUGUUAAUAAUCCAGAUUUAGUUUUAUUUGUUGGUGAAGCAUUAGUUGGAAAUGAAGCUGUUGAUCAAAUAACUAAAUUUAAUCAAGCACUUAUUGAUCAUGCUCGUUUACAAAGUAGUCCACGUGUUAUUGAUGGUAUUGUUUUAACUAAAUUUGAUACAAUUGAUGAUAAAGUUGGAGCUGCUAUUUCAAUGACUUAUACAACUGACAAACCAAUUGUUUUUGUUGGUAUCGGACAACAAUAUCAAGAUCUUAAAACAAUCAAUGCCGAUGUUGUUACUGAAGCUCUUUUAAAAUAA
Molecule: messenger RNA, 462 nt
Organism: Adineta steineri
Lineage: Eukaryota; Metazoa; Rotifera; Eurotatoria; Adinetida; Adinetidae
Source: the annotation of a GenBank genome assembly